Messenger RNA from Phoenix dactylifera (date palm), 1219 nucleotides. RefSeq names its product protein LOL2-like. Lineage: Eukaryota; Viridiplantae; Streptophyta; Magnoliopsida; Arecales; Arecaceae. The record is from RefSeq and is a predicted model, not a curated record.
UAUAUGUUUACGAUAAGUAUAACCCUCAUAUUCCCAUGCGGAGUUUCUAGACGAAAUCUUCUUCGUCGUCUCCGUCCGAAGCCUUCAAACCCUUCAAGGUCGCUUAAUUCCUUCCCUCUCGAAGCGUUGCGGGAACAAAAAAAAGGAAAAAAGAAAACGAAAUCGAUUCCCGAGUAGCGUCUCAAAUCCCCGAGAGUAAAAGAAUCGGAAGAAGAAAUUAUCUUGGACACCAGACGCUGAUUGCGGAAGGGUUUCUAUCCGGAUUUGUUGAAUCGGAGGCGAGAUUUCGGUGAUUUAUUUUGCUUCUCCAUCCUCGGAUUCUUGGGUUCCACCUUUUUUUCCCAGGCUUGAUUAGAGGUAUGCAGAGCCAAGUUGUGUGCAACGGCUGCAGGAAUGUCCUUCUUUACCCUAGGGGAGCUACUAACAUAUGCUGUGCAAUAUGCAGCACUGUAACUUCAGUGCCCCCUCCAGGAAUGGAGAUAUCUCAGCUUGUAUGUGGAGGUUGCCGAACUUUGUUAAUGUAUACCCAUGGUGCAACUAACGUGAGAUGUUCCUGCUGCAACACAAUUAAUCUUGCAAGAUCAGCAAAUCAGGUUGCUCAUGUGAACUGUGGCCAAUGUAAUACAACUCUGAUGUAUCCUUAUGGAGCACCGUCCGUCAAAUGUGCAAUAUGUCAUUAUGUUACAAACAUCGGGGCAAGUAAUAUGAGAGUUCCAAUCCCAGCAGCACACAGGCCUAAUGAAUUCACGGCCAUGCCACCAUCGAAUUCAGCUCCUUCUUCUCAAGCCCAGACUGUUGUUGUUGAGAACCCUAUGACAGUGGAUGAAAGCGGCAAACUGGUGAGCAAUGUUGUAGUGGGAGUCACCACUGGGAGAAAAUGAUGUCUUUACCGAGAUCCAGUAUGUUGGUGGUUGGCAUUUGUUGUUGUAAAUUUGGAUAAAAUUAAGCUCUCCAUUUUGGAGCUCGGCUGUCUGCUAGAACGGUUAAGAAUGCAAGACAUGAUGAGUGUUUACAAAACAAUUGAUGCUACUCUAGCCUAGAUUCCUGUAUUCUUUUCAUUUGUGUAUGAGCUGUGUUAUACUGCUAGUGAGCAGGUCCCCAUGACGAUAACACCAUAGCAAAGUAGCAGGUGGUGCCAUGAUUGUUGUUGCCAACUUGAUAUGGAGUCAGUCUUAUGAAUAAUAUCCCUAGAUUUUAUCUACAAGAUUAUAUGGUUGUA